Molecule: messenger RNA, 1298 nt
Organism: Xiphophorus hellerii (green swordtail)
Lineage: Eukaryota; Metazoa; Chordata; Actinopteri; Cyprinodontiformes; Poeciliidae
Gene: dffb
Product: DNA fragmentation factor, beta polypeptide (caspase-activated DNase)
Exons: 7
Coding region: 43-1083 (346 amino acids)
Biological process (GO): apoptotic DNA fragmentation; apoptotic process
Cellular component (GO): cytoplasm; nucleus
Molecular function (GO): DNA endonuclease activity
Source: RefSeq, a predicted model, not a curated record
AGAGGAAGAAGAACAAAGGAAGCGGUACGUAUAAACUGUGAAAUGUUCGGACUCUUCAAGAAAAACAAACCUGUUAAAAUUCGAGGUUAUAGUGGGGACAGAAAAUACGGCAUUGCUUCUAAAGAUGUAAAGGAGCUGAUUAAAAAGGGCUGUAAGCUGUUACAGCUGCCACUUUCUGGUGCUCAUGUGUGUUUAUAUGAAGAUGGAACGAUAGUGACAGAGGAUUUCUUUCCCACUCUGCCUGAUAACUGCGAACUUGUUCUUCUGUCAAGGGAUCAGACAUGGAGCGGAGUCGUUUGUGACAUUGGUCGGUUACUGAACACCGAUCGCCACGCUGACGGUCUCAUUGAAGCAGCGAAGGGUCUUCUCUCCGACGAGAAAUCUUUCAAGAGGCGUAAAGUCCUUACUGACCUGCUGCAGAACCUGGAGGACAGAUCAGAUCUGGAGAGCAGAGAGGAGGAUGAAGACUGGUUUACUGGUGUCGAUGUGCGAUUCAAAACAAAGUCUGCCUACAUGAAGUACAACUGUGAAAGCAGAAUACGGGGCUACAUGAAGGAGGUGGACAGUGCAACCAACGGCACACAGAAAGCUAAAGUGAAAGAGGAGUUUUUAAAAACAUCCAAGUGCCUGGUUGAGAUGCUGAAAAAUGACAAGUACAACGGUAAAUACUUCGAUAGGACUGAAAAGGAGUCUGGGCGCCUCUGCACUAAGGAAGGAUGGUUUACCUGUCAGGGAUCCUUUGAGCAGAAAUUGUGCCAGUCGCUCCAUUCAAUCAACCCGUAUGGCAGCAGAGAGAGCAGGAUCGUCUUCAGCACUUGGAACCUUGAUCACAGGAUUGAAAAGAAGAGGACUAUCAUACCUGCUCUGCUGGAGGCUCUGCAGACUCAUAAGACCGCAGACAUAAACUUGAACUACUUCUACCAAAUGCUGUUCACCAGGGAAAACCUCAAGCUAGUGCACAUCGUCUGCCACAAAAAGGGAGCGCACAACCUGAUGUGUGACACCAAUAAGAUGUUCAGGACUAGUAAAAAUGCGAGGAAAGCAAAAGAAGAUACCAAAGGGAAGAAAAAGCGUUGUACCUAAAACAUUUUUACGUUAAUGUUUUUUUUUAAAUGAGUUUUUAUUUGCUGUAAAAUUGAUAACUUGUCGUUCAUUGAACAAAAUGAAACAAAACAAAACAGUUUUGUAAAUCAUGAAAAGCUUUUUAUUGUAUUAUGUGGCACAGUAAUGUAAAAUAUAUGGAUGGAUUAAGAAUGUUGCCCAAAUAAUGAGACAUUCAAUCAGUCUGAGUUACACAC